Messenger RNA from Lottia gigantea (owl limpet), 1410 nucleotides. RefSeq lists its product as hypothetical. The transcript is spliced from 7 exons. The record is from RefSeq and is a predicted model, not a curated record. Lineage: Eukaryota; Metazoa; Mollusca; Gastropoda; Lottiidae. Gene Ontology annotation, biological process: positive regulation of transcription by RNA polymerase II. Bases 1 to 1410 code for a protein of 469 amino acids. Gene Ontology annotation, molecular function: DNA-binding transcription activator activity, RNA polymerase II-specific; RNA polymerase II cis-regulatory region sequence-specific DNA binding.
AUGACCGAAGUUGACAUUGCCGAGGACAUUCCGAACGGCGACGAUUCAGCAUUCGUAGACGAUCAUCAACAACCUGAUGGCGAACAUGACGAUGUGAAUAGUCAGGGUGGCGAAAUUGUUCAAGCUGUAACAAGCGAGGAAUUGACACCCGACCAAGUUUAUGUAGCGACAUCGCAAGGACUAAUAUCUGCCGAAUCGUUGAGAGAGGCGGGAAUAAAAACAACGCAUAUUGUCAUUCAUGAUAACACACUGACAGUUGAUACAGGGGCUCAAAAUCCGCCAACAACUCCAUUGCCCCCUCCCACCCCAGCAACCCCUUUAAGUAAAGAAAGGGGCUUCAAAUACCAAUGGGAUGAAUCUGUACAUCAAAUGUUUCUACCUGUUAGAUGUAAAAACUUAAAUGGUGAACUUCAUAAAGAUAAAUUUGGUUCAGGUGGUCGUGGUAAAUGUAUUAAGUACGAUAAUAAAUGGUAUACACCUAAUGAGUUUGAGACAUUAGCCGGUCGUGCUAGUAGUAAAGAUUGGAAGAGAAGUAUAAGAUAUGGUGGUCGAACGUUACAGUGUGUUUUAGAAGAUGGUUUAUUGAUGGCCCAUGCUACGUCGUGUACUUGUGCUUCUUGUUGUGAUGAUGAAACAGUGACAGGUCCUGUGAGAUUAUUUGUACCUUAUAAAAGACGUAAAAAAGAAAGUGAAAGUGGUCCCUUAUCACCAACUCCUAAAAAAGUUAGAAUUGGUUCAAUAAAGUCAAAUACUUCUCCUUUAACCAAAGAUGUAAUAGUGUCAAUGUGUAAUGGUGGUACUUCAGUCACUAGACCUGUAUCACAACAGAUGCAGAUGAGUGCCCAGGAUGAUAAUACAGUGAAAAUAGUUACUGCUGAUGGUACUGGUAAUUUUGUUACAGGAGAUACGGUGGUGAUGACCCCAAUAUCUCUGGCACCAGCUCCAAAAGCUCAAGUUGUUACCAUGGAUGUUACAGAACAGAAAAACUGGUGGCAGUUAGAAGAGAUUGCUAAUAAUCUGUUAUUACAAGUUCAGCAGUUAAAAGCUAUGAUAGACCAAGUUAGACAACAUAGUUUACUCUCUAAAGAAAGUCAACUACAACAACUUAGGAUGCAGAUGGAGAAAGAAAAACAAGAGGCCAUAAAAGCUUUAAAUGGGCAGAGAAUUGAAGCCCAGAUGAAUUUAUCACGAGUUGUCAUGGAGGAGAGAGCCCAAAGAGAUAUAGCUGUACAGCAGGCUUUAGCACAAGCCCGGGCUGAAUUACAUCAAGAUAAUAAAGUGGGCUCGGUGACUGUGGUCGCGGAUGAUAAAGUGACCUAUAAUGUCACAUGGUCUAAUAACUCAUCCACUGCUACUAUUGAUAAAAUCAUGGAAGGAGAAGAAUCCGACUCUGAUAAAGAAAAGGAAUAA